UUCCUUCAAUACGCAUCUCUUUUUCUUGCGCCCUGGCGAUCGAACACCUCGGGCGUGCCAUUUCAUAUCUAUCCAGACUGCUAGUCACGGCAUCAUGGAUGAGCCGGCUCCUGGAGAAGUGUCACACCUGAUGGUGCAUACCUACAGGCUCAUCAUCGCCUUUCUUAUCCUCUCAUGGAUCUUCAUAUCCUUACGGGUCUACACUCGCACUGUGAUCAUUUCUAACUUCGGCUGGGACGAUACUGCCAUGGUAUCGGUAGGAGCGAUAUUCACUGUAUACUGUGGAACAAUCAUUUACAUCUUCCACCAUGGUGGCGGUACCGUUAUAGCCGACUUUGAUCAAUUGAACCGCCUGAUGAAGAUUGCCACUGUUUCUGAAUCCUCCUACGUCUUGACCAUGAUGCUCAUCAAGAUAUCCCUUGCCAUCUUCUUCGCCCGCAUCGUAGUCAAGCGAUGGCAUUUGACGGUCAUAUGUGUUUUUGUCACUCUCAGCAUCAUAUCGUCAAUCUGUACCUAUCUCUACAUCUUCCUUCGGUGUGGCCCCGACCUGGAUCAGUAUCUCAUCCGGGAACUGAUUCGAGACUGUACGCCUAUUCAACUCGACAUAUUCAUGGCCUACCAGCAAGCUGUAUUCAAUUCCGUCACGGAUAUCGCCUUCCUUUUCAUGCCAGCCCUGGUGCUUUGGAAUUCUCCAAUGGAGCGACGAGCCAAAAUUUCAGUCGGCAUCAUCUUGGUAGUGGCCACACUCGGCGCGGUAUGCUCACUCAUACGAUUCAAAUACAUCAAGGGCGUACUAAAAAAUGGCGACUACUUCUACCAAGCCGUCCACAUCUGUAUGUGGAGUACCAUCGAAGUGGGAACAUGCAUCAUUGCCGGAUGCACAGCCACACUAAGACCGCUGAUGAAGGUUGCUUUGGUUCAAGUACAAGUAACGCUUCCGCUUUCGCGACUUGGUUCUGGAGCACCGCCUACAUCCAGCACUCUGAAGAGCAGUCAGCAAUCAAAUCAUCGCUCAUCUCGUAUGAUACGCAUCUCGGACAACGACCUAGAAUACGGGAACGCCGACCCCACAGGAUCAACCUUGCUGCUCCCCAAAACACCCGAGUUUGUCGAGCUGAUAGUACGCCCGGACCCUGUCAUCCUUGCGCCUGCUGCGGACAAUACACAACCCAGGACAGGUUCCAUGUUCGGAUGACUCAAAUCGAGACUUAGGGACUCGUUACUAUCGCGCGACCGGCUUGAAUAAAGUUUUGCUAGGCCAACAGACUGGACGGAUACAGGCGCAUCCACCCAUAUUCCGCGGAGCCGGAUGAGGAUUGGGGUGAAGCUAAGCUCGACCAUAAUGCCGCAUUAGGCAACGUCCAGACAACUAGCUUUGGCGAUCAGUACGCCC
Bipolaris sorokiniana ND90Pr is the source of this 1393-nucleotide messenger RNA. RefSeq lists its product as uncharacterized. Lineage: Eukaryota; Fungi; Ascomycota; Dothideomycetes; Pleosporales; Pleosporaceae. The transcript has 5 exons. Bases 95 to 1195 code for a protein of 366 amino acids. The record is from RefSeq and is a predicted model, not a curated record.